This is a messenger RNA of Marmota monax (woodchuck), 2519 nucleotides long. It is a transcript of the gene Scfd2, whose product is annotated as sec1 family domain containing 2. The coding region runs from base 147 to 2201 and encodes 684 amino acids. The record is from RefSeq and is a predicted model, not a curated record. The transcript is spliced from 9 exons. NCBI's taxonomy places the organism in Eukaryota, Metazoa, Chordata, Mammalia, Rodentia, Sciuridae. Gene Ontology annotation, biological process: vesicle-mediated transport; intracellular protein transport.
ACCGUGCGCGGUCACCAGGCGCGUCAAGGACAGGACCACGUGUACUGUGUUGACUGUCAAAGUCUGAGGACACCCAAUUUCCGGAAGCUGUGAGUUCUGCCAGAAGUUCCUGCACCCGAGUUUUCCCGAGGCUGCGAAUCCCGGCCAUGAGUGCCCCGGGCGUGGUGUCCUUCACCCAGCAAGGCUGGGAGCAGGUGCUGGCCAAAGUGAAACGGGCUGUGGUCUACCUGGAUGCCGCCUGCGCCGAGAGCCUGCACUGGGGCUGCGGAUCCACGCGGCUCCUAGAGGCUGUGGGUGGUCCCGAGUUUCACCUGAGGGAGUUCCAGUCUGAUGCAGUUGGUGGAGGAGUCAAGCAGCCCAAGGCAGUGUUUGUGUUGAGCUGCCUGCUGAAAGGUCGGACUGUGGAGACCAUAAGGGACAUAAUAUGCCGCAGUCACUUCCAGUAUUGUGUGGUGGUCACAGCAGUGAGCCACGCUGUCCACCUCACGGCUAACCAUGUCCCAGCGGCUGCAGCUGCCGAGCUGGAGGGGCAGCAUCCGGUGUUCGAGCAGCUGGAGGAGAAGCUGUGUGAAUGGAUGGGAAACAUGAACUACACAGCCGAGGUGCUGCACGUCCCAUUGUUGCUCGCCCCUGCUGCUCCGCACCUUGCCUUAACUCCGGCCUUUGCUUCCCUUUUCCCACUGCUACCCCAGGAUGUACAUCUCCUUAAUAGUGCCAGACCGGACAAGAGGAGGCUGGGAAGCCUGGGUGAGGUGGAUGCCUCUACCCUGACUCCAAAGCUGCUGCUGCAGAUCAGGUGCCUCGUGUCGGGUCUCAGUUCUUUCUGUGAGCAUUUAGGGGUACGUGAAGAGUGUUUUGCUGUGGGUUCCCUCAGUCGGAUCAUCGCUGCAGAUCUGGCCAAUUAUGCUCCUGCCAAGAACAGAAGGAAGAAUGCUACAGGCAGGGCAUCUGUGGUCUUUGUGGAUAGAACUCUGGAUCUCACAGGAGCUGUUGGACAUCAUGGAGAUAACUUAGUAGAGAAAAUCAUUUCGGCGCUUCCACAACUUCCAGGCCACACGAAUGAUGUGAUGGUUAAUAUGGUAGAGCUCACUGCACUCCAGCAAGAAGAGGAGAAUCAGAAUGUGGUUGCACCAGGCUGUCUUGCACAAUCCAAUGACACAGCUGCGAAAGCCCUGUGGGAAGCCUUACUGAACACCAAGCACAAAGAGGCAGUGAUGGAAGUUCGGAGACAUCUAGUGGAAGCAGCAAGCAGAGAAAACCUGCCAAUCAAGAUGAGUAUGGGGAGAGUCUCGCCAGGACAGCUUACAUCCUAUAUUCAGCUCUUCAAGAACAAUCUCAAAGCUCUAAGGAAUCAUUGUGGACUCCUGCAGCUUGGGCUGGCCACAGUUCAAACUUUGAAACACCCGCAGACAGCCAAGUGGGACAACUUUCUAGCUUUUGAAAGGCUCCUUCUCCAGAGCAUUGGGGAAUCAUCAAUGUCUAUUGUAUUAAGUCAGCUACUACCUAUGAUUAAGCCUUCAACCCAGAGGACCAAUGAUGACUAUAACCUUGAGGAGCUGCUGAUCCUCCUCAUAUAUAUUCAUUCUGUCACUGGAGAAUUUGUGGUGGACAAAGACCUGGGAGAUACUGAAGAAAAAGUGAAGAAAGCAUUGGCUCAGGCUUUUUGUGAGGAGUCCGAGUUGUCACCUUUGCUUCAAAAAAUUACAGGCUGUGACUCUUCAAUUAACCUGACAUCUCACAAAUCCAAAAUUGCCGUGGAUGAGCUCUUCAGUACUCUUCGGGACAUUGCCGGAGCUCGGAGUCUCAUGAAACAGUUCAAGUCUGUGUGUGUCCCUGGGAAUCACGGCCACCAGGCAAUCUAUAAGCCAUUGUUGAAGCAGGUUGUGGAAGAAAUAUUUAAUCCUGAGAAGCCAGAUCCUGUUGAUAUUGAGCAUAUGUCUUCAGGCCUCACUGAUCUCCUUAAAACUGGAUUUAGCAUGUUCAUGAAGGUGAGCCGGCCUCAUCCCAGCGACCACCCGCUCCUGAUCCUCUUCGUGGUGGGUGGCAUCACAGUCUCUGAAGCCAAAAUGGUCAAAGACCUUGUGGCUUCCCUGAAGCCAGGAGCCCAGGUGAUCCUACUGUCCACACAGCUCCUGAAGCCACUUAACAUUCCCGAGCUGUUAUUUGCAACUGAUCGACUACAUCCAGACCUUGGUUUCUGACAACUGCUAAGAAGAUAAGACCUGCCCAAGCUGGAAUACCAAUACCGUCAUCUGUCCCCAUUCCAGAUAUGCCUCCAAAACCAGUGUCCCUGUUGCUAAUUGUGGGUAUGACCACAUUCUGCCGGAAGAGUCUUGAUAACUGAGCAGCAAGGUACUCUGUUUGGAUUGCUCGUAUAUUUUUUUAAGUUUUUUUUUUCAUUUUUCUAAAAGUGUCAAGUUCUCUUUAGCUGACCUAAUAGUGAUAAUUUCACUCUUUAUUUGUGAUUCUUCCUGUAAGUUCAUUAAUUCGAAAUAAAAGCCUGUUGUUAAGUGUGGGUA